This is a messenger RNA of Episyrphus balteatus (marmalade hoverfly), 744 nucleotides long. RefSeq lists its product as uncharacterized. Lineage: Eukaryota; Metazoa; Arthropoda; Insecta; Diptera; Syrphidae. The record is from RefSeq and is a predicted model, not a curated record. The coding region runs from base 138 to 509 and encodes 123 amino acids. The transcript has 5 exons.
AACAAAUAAUAAAAUGCAUAUUUCUUUGUUUUUCGGUUUUCGGAGGAAGUAUGUAACAAAAUAGUGUCUGAUUCGCCCAGCAAUAUAUUGCCAACAGCAUUCAAUCGAAUGAAGAGGAUGCAACAGAACCCGAAAUCAUGGUUCCCUGUGCUGAUGAGGCAGCAUCAGGAGGGGCUGCUGCCCCAGGAGCGGCAGCAUCAGGAGAGACUGCUGAAGAUUCUAUGCAGACUCCGGCAGAAGAACCAGAUCAAAGUAAAGAAAAAGAUCCGUCAUGGGAACACAAAACUGUGUUAUUUUUCCUUCAGGAAUGCAUUAAAAGAAAGACCGAUCUCAGAAACCCAAAGAUUCGCCUGGAGAAUCAAAAAGUGUUAAGAGAGGAGGCAGGGGUGUCCUUCUCUACAACUACACUCGACACCAAAUUAAAAAAUAUGAAGCUGCGGUACCACAAAAUAUUAGACAAUAAUAAGAAGACAUCAACCGGGCGUGGCCGUGGCCGAAGCAGAGGUUAGGGUGAAGGACGCCCGACCAUAAGUUCGAUGAAUGCCUCCUCUUACUCGUUUUCGGGGGCGAAUAAUUCAUCUUCGGAAAAUGUUUUGCCCUCCACAUCAUCUCGUUCGGGUGCACCUAACGCGGAGGCUCCACGCUGUAGAAAAAACGCUGCACUAAAGGAAAAAUUCUUAAACACUGAAGAAAAACGCCUCGAAAUUGCCCAAGAAAUCCUUAAGGAACUUAGGGAAUUAACUA